AUGAGCAAUGGAACAAUCGUGCUCGACGUGGGUGGAACGCUCUUCAAGACUUUGACGUCGACGCUGUUCUCGGUGCGAGGCUCUCGCUUCGACACCAUCUUGUCUGGCACAUGGCUGCCCCAGCACGAUGGAAGCUACUUUUUGGAUUUGGACCCAACGUACUUUGGCCGUGUGCUCAACCACCUUCGGGGCGGAGCGUCGCUGUACCCAGGACUUGGGUCGUGGGAAGAGACAGAGAUCGACCGACUCCGCAUGCUUCUGCGUCUCGAUAUUACAGCAGCACAGUCGACGCCAACGUGGGACUACCUCAACUGCGACGUGGGUCUUUUGCUCGUUAUCCACGCGCGUGUUGUGGCCAUCGAGGCGAAGGUGCCGGUAAUGCGCUAUGUGCGGACGAUGCAGCCGUGCGACCAGUACUGCGUGCGUUUGACAGCGAACGGGCGCAAAAGCGACGUGGUCUUGGACUUUACAUCGCACAAGGACCGUCGACCGCAAUAUCAAGCGCUGCGCUACGACACGACUAUACCAUGUUGGCGCGAUCGAAGCGUCCAGCGAGACAUGUUCAAAGGCACUUGCCUCCAAGACGACAACCCGCACAACCACAGCUUCCCACUCGACGUCGAUCUGCUCGUGACGUGGCACCGCGAGAGCCGCACGCUGUCGAUCGCGUGCGAAGGUGCUGUUUCUUCCAUGAGCUUUCCCGCGACGGGUUUUUCUGACGAGCAACCAUUCUAUCCCACUGUGGGGCUCUUGCGGGUGGGAAGGUGGUCAACAACGUCGCACUACGGACCCGGGCCCAUCCAGAACACGAGCAUUGAAGCGCAUUUGAGACCGCUGCCAGGGCCCCUCUCGUAG
Molecule: messenger RNA, 855 nt
Organism: Saprolegnia diclina VS20
Lineage: Eukaryota; Oomycota; Saprolegniomycetes; Saprolegniales; Saprolegniaceae
Exons: 2
Coding region: 1-855 (284 amino acids)
Biological process (GO): protein homooligomerization
Source: RefSeq, a predicted model, not a curated record